Molecule: messenger RNA, 1086 nt
Organism: Arabidopsis thaliana (thale cress)
Lineage: Eukaryota; Viridiplantae; Streptophyta; Magnoliopsida; Brassicales; Brassicaceae
Gene: MLP423
Product: MLP-like protein 423
Exons: 2
Coding region: 85-552 (155 amino acids)
Biological process (GO): defense response; abscisic acid-activated signaling pathway
Molecular function (GO): abscisic acid binding; protein phosphatase inhibitor activity; signaling receptor activity
Source: RefSeq, marked reviewed
AUAGACACGUUCAUUGACAAGUUAUACAAACAAAUCAUUCAAAGACAUACAAAAUAAUUGAGUUUUUUUUUUAAUUAGAAACAAAUGGGGUUGAGUGGUGUUCUUCAUGUGGAGGUUGAGGUUAAGUCUCCGGCUGAAAAGUUCUGGGUAGCCCUUGGCGACGGCAUCAAUCUCUUCCCCAAAGCUUUCCCUAACGACUACAAAACCAUCCAAGUUCUAGCCGGCGAUGGCAACGCUCCUGGCUCCAUUCGCCUCAUUACUUAUGGAGAAGGAUCUCCACUGGUGAAGAUAUCGGCGGAGAGGAUCGAAGCAGUGGAUUUGGAGAACAAAAGCAUGUCGUACAGCAUCAUUGGCGGAGAAAUGUUGGAGUACUACAAAACCUUCAAAGGAACCAUCACCGUUAUCCCUAAGGAUGGUGGUAGCCUUCUGAAAUGGUCUGGUGAGUUUGAGAAGACCGCCCAUGAGAUCGAUGAUCCACAUGUCAUCAAGGACUUUGCUGUCAAGAACUUCAAAGAGAUAGAUGAGUAUCUUCUUAAGCAAACUAGUGCCUAACACUAGAACCUUUAAAUUAUAUAAGAGGGUUCGACCGUCUCUAUAAGAUUUUUCUAAUUAAGAAGUUGAAUAAAGUGGAACCCCUUUAUGAAUAUCCACGUUUUAUGAUUUCGGAGUUUAUGCAGCCUAGUAGGCCAUAAGCUUUUUACAAAAGCCAAUUUAGUCGAACAUUUUGAAAAAAUCGAACCUUGUGGUAGAGUAAUUAUUUGGCUCUUGGACCGGAUUGGUUGGUAGAUAAAAAAAUAAAUUAAAAGACAAACAAAUGAAGAGUCAUAUUAAUGUAGUUUGAGUUUGACGAUCGAGUUGGAGCCAAACCGAACCAUAUUUAAAGAAGGACAUUCCGAUCAAUUGAGACUUGCCAUGCAAUGAGCAACUUGCAACGACGUUAUUUAUUGCUUUGCAACUUGGACUCAGAGAAUCAAUUUGGUGAAGGAAGCUCAAGAUCUUGUAUCAAUUCUGUUUGACAUGAAAUUUGCGAAAUAGUGACGGAUCUGGCGAAAGAUAGUGAACCGCUAAUUAAAACAUUAUGGAUUU